UUGGUUGACUCUCUCAUUCAUCAAUAUUGAAAGAAAAGAGUGGGUCAAUUUGUUGACGGUUGCGAACCUAAGCAAGUUUAUAUAUCUUGACGCAGUAAUUCCCUACAGAACAUAAAUUUGUAGCCAUUUGGACUUAAUUGUUGCAGUGUUGAAGACCGUAGUAAAAUUUCAAGAUGGGUUGUGGAACGAAAAUGGUGAAAACUCUAAUGUUUGUCGCAAAUGUUUUAUUUGCGCUUGCGGGAUUGGCAUUAAUUGCACUAGCUGCCUACGUGAGAGUGGAAGACAAUGAUUAUAACAGCGUAUUUGGAAAGGGAGGACCAUUUGCACCUGCGAAUAUCAUGAUUGCUGCAGGUGUUAUCGUGUUCAUCAUUUCAUUCUUAGGCUGCGUUGGAGCAAUUAGACAGAGCAAAUGCAUGUUAAUCAUGUUUAUUGUAUGCAUCGUGAUCGUGUUGUUGUGUGAAACAGCACUCAUUGUGUUGGCGUUUGUCUACAAAUCAGAAGCCAAAAAAUACGCCACAGAUGCUAUUGUUGAAGCAAUCAGGGAUACGUAUGGAGAAUCGGGUCAGAGUGGCAUUACAACAGCUGUCAACAACAUUCAGACUAAUUUCAAAUGCUGUGGUGCAAAUAACUAUACUGAUUGGUUGGGAUCUAAAUGGGUGAAAGCCAACCCUACCUUGAGGGUGCCAAAAAGUUGCUGUGCUGAUACAAAUUUCGCUUCAUGCCAAAAUGCAUCGAUGCCUGCAACACACAUCCAUUCCAAGAAUUGUGUAACGGAACUGACUGACUGGGCUGAGAAGAAUUUGACAAUGGUUGGAGGUCUAGCCUGUGGUGUGGUCGUAAUAGAGCUCCUUGGAAUAAUUUUUGCAGCCAUAUUGAUCAAUAAAGCAGACAGUGUUCAUGUCAUGUGAUCAUGUAAUAUGUUUGUCAUAUGAUCAAACAUUAACCCUUUUAAGAAGAAAUUAAGAUUCCUGUUAAACGAGAUCCGGGAAGGAGCAUUUUCAAUUUAAUCGACCUCAGAAAACGCUAUUUCAAGGUUAUAUUUCUGAUACAAAACAUUUGUGCCUCAUCCAUAAUAGCAUAGCACAUUUUAUUGCCUUCUUUUUAUAUUUAAGACAAAUCAAAUUAAUUGUUUGCUAAUAUUAUUAUCACUAAAAGUGUAUUCCAAAAAGUGAAUUUGCAAUAUUCUCAUGUAGCACCUUGCAGUAUUGAACUGAUUGAAAAUUUUGCAACAUGAAAACCAUUCUUUAUAUUCAAAAUGCAUGUUGUAACUUUAUGCAUAUUGAAUAUUCUCCUCUUCCACGAAAGGAUCUCAGCAUUAACUCUGUAUGUUUCAAUAAAUUGUUAAAAGCCAUUUACCAAACGACAUUUUCAGUCUAUUUAUAUGAAUAAUAUCGACAAGAGGUUUUGUAGAAGUAUUAAAUUUGAAUGAAGACCUAAAAAAGAAAUACCGAAGUUAUGUCUAAAUUCUACGAGAUUUCUAUUUGUAAGUGAAUUAAAUGAUUUGAAUGAUAAUAAGAAUUUCUGUCGCAAACAAGUUCUCAGAUAACCUGAUGGUGUCUUGAAUUUUGGUUGUUAACUUGAAAUUUGGUUUUUGGUUGUGAAUUUUGGUAGUCUUGCUUUCAAGAAUAUAGGCAAUGGAGAAUCCUUUAGGUUUUUGGACUGUUGUUCCCCAGGAAUUUUCGCUACGCAAUUAAAAAGUUGAUUAAUUGACAAAUAAAAAUGAAAAAAAGUAGUUAUCUCUAAGAUAGAGCCGCAGCUACCAAAUGGGCUGUGACAUCCUUGCCUAAAUUUUCGGAUUGCUGGCUAAAAAGUCCCUUAGUUUGUAGGUGAAUUCACCCAUAGGUAGGUAAAAUAAGAAAUAUAUUAACGUAUGAUGUUAGCUUGCCCUGGCAAGGAAGAAAGUAUGUUAUCCGUGACAGUUAUUCACUUUUCGAUUUGUUGUUCUCUGUUCAAUAAUCUUUGCAGUGUUUUUAAUUCAUUGCUUAUCGUAAAUUUUGUUUUAUCAAUUUUUUUGAUCAACUUCUUUUAUAAAUUGCAGCGUUCGAUAUAUGUGAUUUACAAACCUUUUUUAUCGGAUUUUUUAUUUGGAUAUCCUGUGCUAUCAUUUUUGGAGAAAAAACUGCAUGUCGCUAUUGUCAUUACUAAAAGGUUUUCUAGAGUCUCGAUUACAUCGAUGCAUACAAAAAGUGAAUCAAUAAACAAUUAAGAUAACUGUAAAUAAAGAUUUCUGAAAAAUGCCCAAUUACACUACAUGGAAACUCAACCAGCUUUACUAUUGUAAUUGAAGUAAAUAAUGUACAUAUAAUGAUAGAUGUAUAGGCCGAAAUGACCCUUAAUCUACUACAACAUAACAAACAUCGUAAUUUUAAAUGGAUAAUUAAAAUUGCUACAUCUAAAAUAUUACCUCAAAUGGCUACAAGAAUCAUAACAGCUUAAAUAUACAACAGCACUGAUCAGCACAAUUUUUUCAAAAGGUCUGAUAAUUUUCACGCUUUUGGAAUGCUUGCCUUCAAGGAUUUGAAUCAAAUCAGUAUCUUCUUGACUCAUCAUCCAAAUAAACUUGUAUUCAUGACUAAGAUUUUUUAUAUUGGGAUACGUCUCUUUAAUUUUCACCAACAUUUUAUUCCUGUCUUCAGAGUAAAGGGGGUAGACCAUUACAAAGUGAAAUUCGUCUUUAACAGGGGCGGAUCCAGAGCAAAUUUGAAGGAGGGGCAGUUGAUGGUGGGGGCGCUGAAAAAUUUUCAAAAAUGGAUGACAAGAGAACAAUUUCAGAUCCUUUUUUGGAAUAAACAACAUAACUUUGAGGUAAUCCUUGAAGAAAAUUAACUUAUCGGUCUCAAAAACUUUUUCACCUGAUUCCCAUCCUUCAAAAGGGGCGCACAAUUUCCAAAGAAGGGGCGCCAGACUUGCUUCAACUCGUUGAGGGGAGGGCAACUGCCCCUAGCUGCCCCCUCUUUUAAUCCGCCACUAGUCUUAAAUAGCGUGGAUGGAGAUCGAAUCGCCAUAUCUGCAGAUUCUUUCAUCCUUGGGGGUAGGCUUGUUGCCAUUUCUGCCAUUAUCAAUAUGCAAAUUGUGCUUAAUUACAAAGGAUCAGCGCCAUUAACAAGAUAUCUAAGGAAUAGAUAUAAGCAAUGGGGAAUUCUCAAGAAAACCUAAACAAUAUUAUUAUCACGUCUGUUGCUGUAUACGAUAUGAAUUAAAUAACACAUUCCUUCUCCAGUUUCAUAUCUGCAGUGACGUUUUGAUUCACCUAAUUCCCGCUAAUUUCAAAGAGAAGUUUUUUGGGGAGUGUAAUAUUUUGCGAAUCUGAAGGUUGGAGUUUUUGUGUAGGUACCCUUGGUUCCAGAGCGUUGACACUCUGAUUGUUCCAGUCACUUUAGACAAAUAAUUCCAACCACAUGUGUGCUUGUGGGCCCGGACUGUAAGACUGUCAAAAGCGCCUUCGCAUCAAAUUGAAAGCGCGGGAAAUCUGAAAACGAGGCUGGAGUGCACGUAUGUUUUUUUAUAAAUGUUCCAAAAAAAUUUGGAAUUUACAAUGUGUCCAGGCUAAACUUGUCAUGAAAAACCAUUUCUGGAGGAACAGAGAAACAGAAUAAACGUGUGGACAUUCAUUCAGGCGGCUGGAGAUUUAUUUGCUUGAAUAUGCUCAGUUGAAAGGCAGAUGACAAAUUCCUUCAGUAUGAGUUUGCUUCAAUAUGCUCACUUGAAAGGCGGAUGACAAAUUCCUUCAGUAUCAGGUAUGUUGGCUUUUUUACCUCUUGUUUCUCUACAUAAGGCAGUCAAGAGGGAUUGUUUUUAACUAUUCGUUAUUGGGCCACUGAAAAUGGUUGCAGUUACAGACAGUUUUAUUCUACAGUGAAAAGUUUUACUUAUAAAAAUGUUUGGACAUUGGGUUUAGUUGAAGAUAUAAUUCAAAUGGAAGAUGAAGGUUACAUUCGCUAACGACUAAUUGACAACCACAAUACUCAGAUCGGAACUUUGCAAUUAUUAAAGUUUGUCUACUUCUCAAGAAUAUCAAGGUGAAAAACGCUAAAAGUACAGCAUAUUCUUAGCAAAAGAUAAAAACAGCAAAAUUGAUGGUACCCCCUUUUCUUCUUAAUACCUUCCUCUUUCCCUCUUUUACUUGCUUAGGGCUUUGUUAUAGUGUGCGGGGCCUUUCCCUAACAUUAUCCACUAAAAACAAACACAAAUCCUUGUAAAGGAGGAUGUGACACCCCUGAUUCUUCAUGAGUUGGUCGGAAAUUCUUCCACAAAAUCCUUAGUUUGCUGCAAAAUUGUUUGUCGGGAAGUCAAUUAGCCCCUAAACUUUCUUCAUCUGUCUUCGCCGAUAUCACUUGGGAAUCUCACGGAGGUGUCUGCAAACAAUGACAAAAAGAUGUUUGAUGACGUCAUUGCAAAAUGGACCCAGUUAUUCGAUACUGACCAGCUAUAAAAAUCUGGAAAGCAAUGUCACACUUACACAAACUAACUGGAUGAGACUGGUUGAAGAUCACGUUAUUUAUUACACCAAAUUCGUCAGCUACUGGUUAAAGAACUGUUUCUACCAAAAGCCUUUUUCGGUGAGUAGGAUAAACUUUUCAUGUUUUCUGUCACCCUUUUUAAAAAAUACUUAUUUUUAUGAUGAUAUGUUUUCGUCAUAAGCAUUGCUUUCAUCUUCCUUGAAACUUUAAUUUUUUCAUUAAUUUGUUUGUUGUUAUCCGUUACUCUCUUGUAAUUCAAUUGAACUUUCGAGUUGAAGUGUCAAGAAAAAAUCUAACUUUGAUGUCAAAAAUCGAAGACUAAUUGAUGUGAAUAGCUUCCUUAUCAUAUAAUAUCUUAUAAUAAAAUUAAAUAUUCAUCAAUUUGCAUCUACAUAUUUUGAAUUAAGGAUAUUGUAACCUGGUAGACUAUUAGUCCUGGAUACUUUUUUUGGCAAGGUUGAUACGAGGGUCUUCAAAGGGCAGGAGGUUGGAAUCCACCGUACCACGCAACUCUAGUUGAAAUCCUCCGUUCAAAGGAGGUUGAAUCCACCGUACCACGCAACUCUAGUUGAAAUCCUCCGUUCAACUAUAUAUUACCUUCGCCCUUCCAACAUCUCCUUCGCAGUUUAGGUUUACCCUCGCAGUAUAACGAAUGCCUUACUGAUUUGACAAAAAAGACUAUUGGAAAGUCUAUAUUAGGGAUAUUUUAUAUCGAGACAGGGAGAAGCGUGUGGAAUCAAUAAUCUUUAGUGCAGUAUCUUCGUUGUUUAGUUGCGAAUAGCCCCUCUCAAUUACAUAUGUCUUUACAUAUGUCUUUUAAUCAAAAGACGGCCUAUUCUGAGUAUGUAAAUAGCUGUUGAAUUUAAAGCAGUUACCUCUUUCUGUAUAUUAUUGAUUGCUUCUGUGAUCGGGCCAUUUCCUUUCAAACCGUACGUUUUUUGAAUUGCUUUCGUAACCGCAUCCUUAACAUACUCUUCCGCCUAAAUAAAAAGGUAAAAAACAUCCACGAUGUCAUGUUUGCUUUAUAUAUAGUCAUUCGGAGUACAUAUAUGGGCAUUGGUAUAUUGUCAUGCAUGGACAAGAAUAAACGGUUAUAGAAGUAGAGUUGAAUCCCGUUAACGGCUGUUGUACAACCGGCAUGCUUUGCGGCAGCUGUCUUGGGAUAUUGAAUGUGUUUUGUAUUUCCAUGCAGUACGAUAUUAUGCCAGGUUUUAGAAUUACAUUCGCAAAACGUCCCGGUUGCGCAAGAGCCAAAGCUUACCUCGAAACUCAUUUUCUAUUCCCAUUGGAUUUUUCCUGCACUCUUUAAGACAAAAGUUGUACCCCAUGUUAGUCGGACAGUCACUUAGUCGGGCCCUAUCCUUACCUCCGUUGUAGGUAUCUAAAUUGACAUAAUUUUAUGGAAAGUCAAGUAAAAAAAAUUAGAUAAAUUAUAAUUGGUCGCCUGUUUUAAGAUGAGGUUAUUGCCACUUUGUUAUUCCCUCGAAGGCUCCAGGCUCCAACAUGACUUUCAGAGAAGCCUGAAACAUACAUUUCACUAAGAGAUAAUUCAGGGUUAUUUUUGGAGACCAAAAAGCGAAAGUUUUCAAAUGUGUGGGUUAUCCCCCAUCUUGAUGUUAAAGAAAAUGUUUUAAAAUGAUUAUGUCGCAUGUGCAUGCUUAUUGAUCCCGCGAAUAGGGGUUAACUCACUCGGUAGAAGACUCUCUCUUAUUCGUCUCCUUAACAAAUAAACAAAGAAAUCGAAUUGACGUACCUUUCCCUUGAAGGCAAAAGCAACGGAAACGCAGCCGAUUUCAAACAACAUAAUCACACCAACGAAUGCCAUGUACUAGAAGGAAAAUGCUUUAACGUUGUUUACAGAUGCAGUAUAAAAGCGGCCGAUUUAGCACCCUGGGCACCAUGGCCACAAAAUUUUGAGCACGUAAACAUAAUGCGAAGCAGAGAAGCGGAGGAGCGGCUAGAAGAGAAGACUCCUAUCUCCUCCACUCCUAUCUUCUGUUUCCGCUCUCGAAUUUAUGUCUCUGGUACUCAGGGUACCGAUUUAAGGCCUACGAUCAUUUUAGCGCUUUCGUUUGCGCGCUUGGUGCUACCAGUGAACAAAAUCACUGCGACAAAAGUUCUCUAAAGAAAGCGUACGAAUGGGCGCAACGCAUCCGUGAACGACAUGACUUUAGUCGAAAUAAACCUUAGGAUAACGGUUUUUCAGUUUUUUACGCCAUCAUUGUGCGGUAAGUUUAUUCAAAUGUAUACUUAGCUUGACCCCUGUUAGCAGAUGAGUCCACAUAACGGACACUCCUCCAGAUUCCUCACUACAACGAAUAGUAACUCUUGCUUAGCGGGUUGCAACUUUUGUAUAACUGGUUGGCGUGCCCGUAACAACUUGCAUUAUUACACCAGGUUAAUCUUGAGGUAGGUAUCUAUCUCAAAAUUAACCUGGUCUAUAAGGCGCAACUUUAAAGGCAGCGUGUCCGUACAACUAGCAUUCUUUGAAUAGGGGAGAGGGGGCGUAGCUGGUUCUAUAAAACUCUGUGGUCUAAUGAAGCUUGGUCUACAAACCAAUCAAAUCACAGAGCUUAGGACGAUGGCGUCUAUGAAUCACAGAAUUUCUGUCAAAAUGUGAUCAGCAGUUUAAGUGAUUGCACAAUUUAGGCCGUAGAUGCCCCAACCCCAAACUUUUGGGUUGGCCGGCAAAUAAAAACAGUUUCUAGAUUCUAAGUUUGUUACUUAUUUUACCAAUGUUUCUAAACUUUGAAGAUUAAUAAAAAACGGCAAAUCAAUUCAGCCUUAAAGUGUAUUUCAUCCCUGCCAAAAAGGUUGUUUGUGUAUCUCUUCUAAAUUGCGCAAGAUUUCACUGAACUAGUCUCUUCCCAUUAAAGUUACAAUAAGAUCAAUAGGCUUUUCAGUUCAGAAAAUGGAUGUAUAGCCUUACCAGAAGCAGACAACACUUGUUUUCUUUGCAUGCCCCACAUAUUCCUAGAAAUGCCACAAGGAAAAUCGCAAUGCCUCCAACGAGAAUCACCGUUGAAGGAGUCUGGAUUCCAUUUGAACCCAAAACAGUGUCGUAAUCACCACUUUUGUAUCUGAUCCAACCAGCUAAGGCCAUAACAGCAGUACCUAAAAC
This is a messenger RNA of Rhopilema esculentum, 7581 nucleotides long. The record is from RefSeq and is a predicted model, not a curated record. NCBI's taxonomy places the organism in Eukaryota, Metazoa, Cnidaria, Scyphozoa, Rhizostomeae, Rhizostomatidae.